AUGCCGCGCACGUCUUCACCGGCAACAGAGUUUAACCUUGUGCCCCCAUCUCCUCCUGUUUUUCGUGACGCCUGUAGGCACAGGCAGCCCCAGCUCAAAGGCGAUACAUCGAUGGACUUCCCAAUGGGUGAUGAGAGUACGCAGCCGGACGACGAAGACAGCAUGGACGGCCGCCACUUCGACAACCGUGGUCACGACUGGCUGGCUUCCAGAUACUUCGAGCUUCUGGAGAGUGGUGGUCGCGCACGGACUCCUUCUGACUUCGGUACCGACACGACGAGCUCGGGCGAUACGUCUGAGGGCGAAGGAUUAGUGCGGGCUGACGCAAGGAUAAUACUGAGACAUCUUGUUUAUCGCGUCUUGCGCGUCAUAGUGUGCACUGAUAGCCGUCCCAGCGACUGGUAUCGCGCUGAGGACCCGCGAGCACGCUGGAUUUGCCCCUUGGAGGGGUGUACGCACGAGGUUGAUCCGUUAUGGCUAGAUGCUGAGGCGCAUGAAGCCGUCGUGGGCGUAUUUGGCGCGUUAGGGAUCACCACUGAGAGAUGGACUGGUCACUCUGUGCUUGCGCUGAAGGAGGAGUGCGAACUCGACACGGAUUGUUGCCGCUUGAGCACGUCUCGCGAGGAGGUCGCGUAUAGGCGGUUGGCGAUGGACGUUAUCGGAUGGAGCCAUAUAAGUACGUCUCAUAUGGUAAGCUACGGCGUCACCAUACGCGAUACUGGAUGCAUUGACCCGGAGAGCGGACUCCGCGGUGUGGCUUUCAUCAAGGCUGACACGGACGAGAUUCUCGCUGCUUAUGCGCCUGGUCUCGGCCUACCGGAGACGGACGAGCGCCAUCGUCAGGCUCUGGAACGUGUUCGGCGCCACGAGGUGGCUCGCCUAACGGCGGAAGCUCACAGACUGCGUGUUAUCUUGACGCGCUGGCACCGUCAACGGGAGCGUUUUCUCGAGAACGCGGUUUCCUUCUGCGACAAAGUUCCCCGUGCAGGACGCGAACCUUCUUCUAUGGCUGGGCGCCUUGUUCUGCUUGGUCUGGAGCAGUUCCGCGAGCAACACGAGCCGACAUGGGCUCCGGGAAGGUUGAGGGAUGUUCGAGCGGCGGUGGUGGCGUGGGAGAGCUGGGAUCUUCUUUCGUAUCCGUAUCCUAACUUUUGGGUCUGA
Peniophora sp. CBMAI 1063 is the source of this 1161-nucleotide messenger RNA. The record is from the annotation of a GenBank genome assembly. NCBI's taxonomy places the organism in Eukaryota, Fungi, Basidiomycota, Agaricomycetes, Russulales, Peniophoraceae.